Molecule: messenger RNA, 717 nt
Organism: Pseudocercospora fijiensis CIRAD86
Lineage: Eukaryota; Fungi; Ascomycota; Dothideomycetes; Mycosphaerellales; Mycosphaerellaceae
Exons: 2
Source: RefSeq, a predicted model, not a curated record
GAUACACCCAGCGGCUUCACCUCAAACUCGGACUUCUCUUCGGCAGCAAACGGAGCUCCCACUCCCGGGGGUUACCAACAAAUAUUCCAAAACCAGCCCGGGUCUGCAAUUGGCAUCUACGGCUAUAUGGGAUUCUCCAUUCUAGACAGCUACAGCACAUCUGAGUGCUCGAGCCGCUGCGACAAAAUCACAGGCUGUCAGUCCUUCAACAUUUACUACGAACGUGACCCAAGCACCGACCCAACAGAAAGCUGCACAAACCCACCCUCGACCACUGUAAUCAAGUGCGUCUACUACGGAGGCCCAAUCACUCCAGGCUCGCAGACCAACACCGGCCAAUGGCGUCGAGACUUCCAAGUCGUGAUCGCCGGUUCGAAUGCAUACGUCAACAACUCCAUCGCAACACCAGCAGGCUACAGCACGCCAACCUUCCUCGACAAAGCCGCAAUCCAAGCACCAAACGACUGCAACGGCAACCCAACGUACAUGGGCGUGAAGAUCUGGACAGACGGUCCAUUUUCCGUCGGCAACUGUGCCGCAGCCUGUUCCUCGCAAAGCGACUACAACCGCGCACACCCAGCGGCUGAUGGCUCGUUCCAGACCUGCCAAUUCUUCAAUACUUAUGUUUUGUACAACGGGACCCAAGCUGUGGGACAGUACUGCUCGCUUUACAAUGAGACUUGGCCUGCGGCUUUUGCUACUAAUGUUGGACAAUGG